Paramuricea clavata is the source of this 16753-nucleotide messenger RNA. Lineage: Eukaryota; Metazoa; Cnidaria; Anthozoa; Malacalcyonacea; Plexauridae. The record is from the annotation of a GenBank genome assembly.
GUUGGCGAGGGAGGGGAGGGUAGAUGACAAAUCUUGGUAAACACAAAACACUCCUUCCUUCUUAUCAAACAUUUCUGUUCAAACAUGACGAACCAUCAACAAAGAAGGCCAGAAGUUCAUAACAAACCUUCUAGUAGUCUCAAUGACAAUGAAAAUAAUAUUGUGUUUGGUUUGUUAGGAAAACGUUGUACGGUAAGAGAUUGUCACAACUAAAAAUAUAUUUCUUCUAAUUGGCUUUCAUCAACAGCCAUUUUAGUGUUGUUUCCUGUAUAUUUUUAGACCCUCGCAACGUCCGUAGUUCAACUUCACCUGGCUCUAUCGACAUCACAGGACAGAUGGACAAAACAACAUUGUGGUGUGGCUUGUUUUAUCAAAGACAAUACGAAGAGGUCUUAUUUUAUUCGAAUUUUUGACCUCCAGGUAUAUAUAUAUAUUGAUACGAUAUUAUUUCACAUUCAUCUUGUAUUCUUGUCAUGUACUAGUCAUGUAUAUUUAGCUUGAGGUCCUAUAUAAUAUUUAAUGUAAUUUUAUUACAACAUUCGGGCAACGCUGACUUCAAAGUAGGGAAAAUUGCUUGUCUCGGAAAUGGCACAUCCCUCAUUCUUCCAAAUAGGGAAGUUAAGACGUCGAGUCAGAACACUGCCAACCUCUACUGAUUGGAGAGAUAUCCAAUUUCCAAAGUCAGCAGAUACAGUAUGUGCAGUACCUCAGGUUAACAUGUGCAUAGAUAUGAUAUUUGCACCAUGUCUCCCGAUAAGCAUUGAUUCUUGCUACAUACUCAUGCAUAACACUUAUGUGAAAAGAGUCAGUCAACGCUCUACCGAUUGGAAAGUCGUGGGCUUUUUCCGGCUACACCGGUUUCCUCCCACUGGGAAUAUUGACAGGGUGGGUUGGGAUUAUCCUCCUAACUGACCCAUCCACUGUAGUUGUGCUCCGUGAUCAGACAUGAGUCAUAAGGUGGCUGCCAUAGGCGCUGUUAGCUGUGCAAACUCCAGUAAUUUUAAGUUACGUUUACACGCAAUGAUUAAUCGUGUACGAUUCGUAUUAUGGCUGGCGCCAUAAUUCAUUGCCGUUUCGUUAAAAAGAAAUUUCAAAUAUAGCCAGCUUACACGUGUUUACUCAAUGACAUACGCCAGAAAACGAAUCGUACAUGAUAGGAUGAUUAAUCGUAGCGUGUAAACGUAGCUUUAGCUCCGGCAUUCAAAACUCCGGCUCCGGCAAGGAAUUUUAAGUAAAUUUCAUAUGUAAUUUUAUUUCAGAAUUUAUCUUUUUUAAAGGUGAUCUACAGUCCGUAUGUAAACAAAGCCUUUGUUUACAUUUUUGUGUCCAAAAUAUUGAGCUUUAUUCGACAACUAUUUAUAUUUUCAAGCUUCUAGAGUAUAAUAAAUGAUCAAGAAACAACAAUCAGGCUUUUCAAGAACUCAAAACAUAGUUAAACUGUUUGUAUCAUAAAAAGUGGGCUCAUUUGUGCACAUGCGCAGAUCGGACUGUAGAUCACCUUUAAUUAAACACCUUUUUAUAACAUUAUUAAUAGUAAACAACACAACACAGUGUAAUAUAUAAUAAAACAACAUAUAAAUAGUAAUAUAUUAGUAAACAACAACUUAAUUUUUCCAUUUAAUACCAAAUGUUCAUUGAAAUAUGAAAUAAUUUUUCAUAAUUUUGUCUGCUGGAGUUUUUGCCAGAGUUUUCCAACUCCGGUUCCAGCAAAAUAUGCUGGAGGUCCGGCACACAGCUCUAUGUUAGAAAGCCUUUGACUCAAUCAGGUUGAGCUGCGUCCCUCGUAAUUCAGCUUAGCUCUCAGCUGCAAGUAAGGAUGAUUAGCAUCCCCCCCCCCCACUUACUUACUUACUAUCAGCGAUGUUUUCCUAAUUUUAGAAGUGGGGGGACGCUCUUGAAAAUCAAAUGGGCGUGGUCACUCGAUUGGGCGUGGCCUCAUGCACGGUCAUAGCGAACAAGUACAUACUCGUAAUAGCUUAAUCUUUGAAGUGGAUUUAGUAGAACAAGAUACCUAAAAAACACCUAGCUUGCUCGUGGUAGAUGCCAAAAAGUAAAUAAAACUACGUUGUUUUUCGAAUUUUGACGAUGCAAUUAGCGCUAUGUGAGCACUGAGUAUGCGGCAACUCGGCAAGCAGGCAACUUUGCAAGUUAAAUAUGACAUUUUCGCGAGUAACUAAAUAAGCUUAGAUAAUAAAUAUCCUUGAAUUUUUCCCAUUUAAUCAUGUUAAUGUUCUUAUUGAAUCAUUUUAUGUUCCAAUUGAUCAUUUUAAUGUUUAAUUAAUUUCGCGAUUGCGCGAAAGACUAGAGUAAUUAUAUCCUGCUGGGCUGCUGCCUGAGGUUAUCCACACUUGUGACAAUAAGUAGUUAUAUCAAGCUAGUCUGCUAGAAUUUUCUGCAAGUAUAUCAAGUUCCAGGGAGAUUAAAAUAGUGACAAAAUUACAUUCUGAAGUAUUUCUACGUAGGACUGCGGAGCAAUUAUUGUCAAAAAUAUCACGUAUGUAGUACAAUGUCUGUACUGACUGUACAAGUGAUAGCCAAAAUUAUUUGGACGGUGUCGAACAGCGUUCACUGAAUUUCACUCAUAUUUAAUCCCUGCCAGGGGGAACGCCGUUCCCCCAUGUUUGAUUUUGGCAGGGGGGACGCUGUUCCCCUGGUAAAAUAGGUGGGGGGACGGCGUUCCCCCGCGUUCCCCCUGGAAAACAUCACUGCUUACUAUACCUGCUGGGUUCCCAAUAGAUUUGGCAUUUUCCUCAAAUGGCAUUUCCAGUUUUGGAGGUUUUGCCAUUGGGUUGUUCCAGAAAAGGUCUGCACUGUCCCCAUAGAGGAAAUUUGUGCCACUAGGAAGGGAAGGGAACAAAAAUUUGUUUCUGAUAAUAGUAAGUGUAUUAAGGGGAGGGGGAUAACUUCCAAUUUCCUCCAUGGGGGAGGUACAGUAAGGAUGUUUUUUGGAAUGUACCAUUUUAUCCAAAUAUUUAACAAAGACUAUUGUGUAACAUUAUAUUAGAAAAGCAAGAAACUUUUCCCUUGACAUUUCUGCGGUAAGGUGGAAAUAUUUUCGAUUUUACAAGACUGCCUGAAGUUUGUGACACUGCAGUAUGCAGUCCUUGAAACUCAGGUCGGCAUUCGGCAAUGCCGACCUGCAAAGCGAUAUGUGUAGAUUUACGUCGGCAAAAUUUUGCUGACCUACUUUCAAAUACGUCUUAGUUGGCAUUUUUUUCUGCGAACACAUGUUUCACAUACGCAUUUUCAACGAUGUUUUAAUUACCAGGUUUUGAUCAUUAGCUUGCAUAGUCACAUUGCAGUGUCAUUGUUGAAAACUUUGAAAAGUAAACAUAAGCGAAAGUAUAUGGUAAUAAAGUAGUGCACUGUCUGUCACAACAUUUGGUCACAACAUGCAUGCACUGUUCGAUUGAAGUUCAUACAUUUUGUUAGUUGUUUUGUUUGCUAUUGGCAUUGAUUGCAAUUAAUUGCUGUUAAGUUUAUAAAUACACAUAUUUGCAGCAAGCAAAUUAAAUUUUCAUUUGGAUAUUUCCUUUUGUUUUGUUUGAAAAUAUUUGCCGACUGAAAUUGAGAAUUAUCGCUUUUAGGUCGGCAAUUUCUUGCCGACCUGAAAUUUCGGGAGUUUCAAGGACUGAGUAAUAUGUAAUGUUUUAUGACACAUUGCCACCAUGCAAAGCUAACAUUUCUGUGAUCUGUACGACGGAAGAUGAGCAGAAGCGGCAACCACCAUUAUGAAUGAAUGAACAAAUGAAUAACUUUAUUUAAGUGUCAAAUGUAUUAAUUUUGCUACAGAGCUAAUUGGGGACACUUUAAAUAGUUGUACAAUAUUUACAUACAUAAAACUACAUAGUCUAUGCAGAGUAAUUAUAAUUUAAUUAACUAUAGAAAACAAAGCUUUCAUUGGUAGGGAUAAAAACAAGGAGAAAGAUUUUAAGUAGUUGCAUCCCUACCAAUGAAAGCUUUGUUAUUAUUGGCACUACCUACCAUAGAUAACAAAAAAUAUUGAAUACCAAGUUUGAACCUCAAGUCUCUAUUUAAAUCUGACUGCUCUUAAGGGUCUCUCUUACGUUGUUCCAAUUUUCUCUCAUCUGAAGAACGACAGAAGUACCACACCAAAUGUCAGUACAUAAGAUGCAGUCAUAGAAUAAGAAUUUGACGACAGCCACUGUAGAGUUGUACUUGUAUCUUCACAAAGAGCCGAGUUGUAAGUUGCCGAAGUCUUGAAAUGGCACCUACUUUCCGGUUGUUCUAUUUACACAUAGUUAGUAGUAAUAUGUUGGCUGAAGUUAAGCAUACAGUAUUAUCUAUGUUUACGUCCAGCACUUUUAGGUCUUGUGUGGUAGAUAUUUGAUCGUCAUCAAUGGUUAACGACACAAUACUGUCAUUUUGUGCUUUUCGAAGACAUAUCGUCUAUAUUAAAGGUAUCAAGCUCUUUCCUUGCUUCAACUAGAGAAAUUUCCCAAAUAAAUACUGUCAUUGGAAUACUUUUAUUAUUCUUUUGGCCCAAAUCAUAUUGUCUGAUAUUUAUCAUAAUUUUAGUAAAUUUUCUUCAGUAUACCAAUUACAGUAGAUGUUUUUCCAUCCCCUCCUGUAGAUAUAAUAUGUUUGCUUAAAACAUAAAGCUGAUGAUCAUCUGCGUAUAAAUGUUGGGAUUCUUAAUUUGUGAAGUUCACUGAUUCAUUGAAGUCCACCUUAUCACAACCCGCACACCCGAUUACCUAUAUAUACAUGAACUUACGGUUACAGCUCAACAGCUGGCCUCUGUAGCUCAGUUGGUUAGAGCGCUGCACCGGAAUUGCAGGGCCGUAGGUUCAAUUUCUACCAGAGGACCUUGUGCUGCAUUUUUCGCAGUCGUUCCUGGUCAUGUCUUAAAAUGUAUAUAUUCUCACUUGGAUUACAAACCCAAACAUUCUAAUAUUAAUUCCACCAAGUGAAGUGCAAGAAACAAAUCAUUGAAGUCCACCUUAUCACAACCCGCACACCCGAUGACCUAUAUAUACUGUACAUGAACGUAUGGUUACAGCUCAACAGCUGGCCUCUGUAGCUCAGUUGGUUAUAGCGCUGCACCGGAAUCGCAGGGCCGUAGGUUCAAUUCCUACCAGAGGACCUUGUGCUGCAUUUUUCGCAGUUCUUCCUGGUCAGGUUUUAAAAUGUAUAUAUACUCACUUGGAUUACAAACCCAAACAUUCUAAUAUUAAUUUGUGAAGGCCUGUCAUUUUCCUGUCUCCUUUCUUUAUGCAGUUGUUGUAGAAUGAUGCCAAAGAUUCAGCAAUCCCCUCCGCAAUCAUCUUUAGGAGUUUUUGUUGAUGUAGUUGCUUGGCCCUACAUUCAAUUGUAUUAGGUAAAGAGACAUCUUCGUCACAAAAUGAGCUCAGGGAUAUUUCCCUAUAUGCGUACUGUAGUCCUGGAUUGUAUGAUACCUAACAUUCGAUCGUCUGGACAGCAACUCGCCUUGCACCAGCUUUCGCUUGAAAUGUCUCAUUCGCCUUUCAGUUGACAACACCUCUGGCGAGGAGAAGAACCACUUUCGCCAUGAAAUGCACAAAACUUGCUAUUCUAGCAACAUUAGCUGGUGGGUACAAUCUAGUGCUAUGGUCAAGUCCCUUUACAGUUUGUGCAAAGAUCAUCCUCCAACAUCCCCCCUAGCCUGGAGUGCCAACAUCCCCCUCCAACACCCCCCUAGCCUGGAGUGGCAUACACAUUUGCCAGCCACACAGACAUUGCAGUCGAAAAUGGAGAUUGCUGCAUUAUAGUCUGUUAUUGUCCACUGUUAUGUCUACCACAGCCUGUCUUCAAGAGUAUUGAUAAGAAAGCUUGUGGUUUUCUUUCAUCAAGUCCUGCAAGCGAGCAAUAACUUAUAUAUAGUAUAGAGACAGGUAUAGAGAUAACUUUGUAACCACCGUAGUUUUCGUAAUAUAGUUUAGUUAAUGUAGCCCAUAUAAUGUAAAUCCUGAUGAGUAAUACCGUGCCUAAAUAAAGUUUUAAUAAUAAUAAUAAUAAUGAAGACAAUCAUGGGCAAUGUUGUUAUGGUUGAUGAAGCCUUUCUCAUAUUUAUUGCCUAAGUCGACUCAUCCCCGAAUUCGCAUCCGCUGGUGUACGGUGGGAGCAGCACUUCAGUUAUGCAUGUGAGUGUCUUUACACCAAAGAAUUCCAUAGAUGGGCAAGCACAGAUUUAACACCACAUGAAUUCGUCUAGCGAGAUAUAUCUACAUAUCGUUUAUUAGCGAAGCGUAUUCCUUUGUUUCCUGAGCACUAGAGUGGAACUAAUGACUUCGACACAAAAGACAAUGCUACGAUACGGUGGAAGUGGAAAACUGCAUUUAGCAUCUGAUUCAAUUGACCAUUUGCGUAAUAGACUAAAUUUUGAACUAAACAAGUCUAGACAAAAAUUUCAUCACAGCUUGAAGGAGCAUCACAAAAUUAGUAAUAUUCCAAAGUUUCGUUGCAAAAUGUUGUAAAAUGCGGAAAAUAUAGCCUUGCGAAAUUUGCAAUUUUCAGUCAUUUUAGAUUACAAACGGGAAAUUGAUGCCGCAAACCCUUCGAGGCUGUCAAUUUCCGGUUUGUAAUCUAAAAUGACUGAAAAUUUCAAAUUUCGCAAGGCUAUAUUUUCCGCAUUUUACAACAUUUUGCAACGAAACGUUGGAAUAUUACUAAUUUUGUGAUGCUCUUUCAAGCUGUAAUGAAAUUUUUGUUGAGAUCAAAAUUUAGUCUAUUACGCAAAUGGUCAAUUGCAGCAAUUGGCGUAAUCUUGAGCUCAUGCUAAUUCAUGCAUCGGGAAAUUUUCCAGGGGACAGUUGUUCAAAGCCUGGUUAGCGCUAAUCCUGGGUUAAAUUUUAACCUGCUCUUUUUGUUCAUGUAUUUCUUCAUGAUCAUUCGUUUCAAAACUUUAGAAAAUAAAACCUCUAUUGGACCAGAAAAGAUUUCUGGAAAAUUUGUGUUAACCAGGGUUAGGCUAACCGGCUUUUGAGCAACCGGCCCCGAGAGGUCAAUAUCUUCUUGAACAAGUUGUAGCGCCAGUCUGGAAGCCGGACCAUGUUUGUCCAGUCAGGAAGUUGGCUUUGCUGGAAACACAUCGUGAUUAUUAGGAAGAGUGAUGUUCUUUAUGCCACAAGCGGGGUGAACUUAUCACUGUUUUGAUUAUUCUAAUUAGACGAGUGUUUUGUAUGCAUUUUGUCAACUGAACAUUGCCUGUAUUUCGAAGCUUUGUUGGAAUCUAUAAUAAAAAAAGCAUUAGUUUACAAAGCAUGUUUCGUUAAAUUAACUGAUUUAAUGAACCCAUUGUCUAUAACAGCCGUACUGAUCUUUUCUUGCUUUAGGUGUCAGUGUGGCCCUCGCCUGGGUGGGGGAUGCCUUUCUAGUUGGUCAUCCAUUACAUUUUUCCAUGCUCCCAAGCAGUACACGAUACAUACCUCCGCAAUAAACGAAACUUGCUCAGCAGUCUAUAUGUUUUUUAGGAAGGUAGAAUGGUUUGGGAACAGGAAAUCUACAAUAAUUUCAAAUAUAACAUACCAAGAACUUACUUUCAUACAUUUGCUGCCGAUGUAAGUGAUAUUUGAUUUGUUGGAUGUUAAGUUGAUUAAGUUACAGUAUAUUGUCAUCAUCUUGUUUGUCUCCCCCAAAGGAGCCGGAUUUCCUCGACAUCUUUCACAUCCACUUUAUAAUCAUUCCAAACAUAAUCCACCCAGCACUUUCUUGUACCUACUUUCCAGCACUCUGCUUCUCACAAACUCGUUUCCCUCCAUUUUCAAAUUUAGUAUUGAUUCAAAUGUUUUAGCUGGAAAAUAUAUACUUAUUCCAAUGUCAGUAAUGGCAAAAUUGCAGUAAUGGCAAACUGAGUAUAUUGCACAGUAACAGAAUAGUACAGUGAACCAUAAUCAUUAUUUAUUGUUGCCCAUCAUUUUGCAAUAGAAAUGUCAAGCAGGACUAAACUUUUGUGAUAGACAAGAGGCUGCCAGUUUCAGGGAAGAAGUCGAGAAGAAACUAAGGGCAAAAGAAAACAGACGUAAUGGUUAGUACUGUUCAUUUUAUGCUUUUGGUGUUACUACUAGUCAUCGCUGCAUUAUUUGCGUUUGGGGUGUUGGUGGCACAGUGGAACCUACAGUACAUGUACCUUCUACCUCUCUGGUUAUACAUUCACCUCAAUCACAUAUGAGAAGAGUCCAAGUUUUCUCUGGGUACUCUGGUUUCCUUUUGUAAUAAUACUGCACCAAUUUGGACUCGCCCUCACUACAGUAGACUAGAGAGAAUGUUUUAGAGCUGAUCGUAUAAGUGUAACUAAAGUUAGUUCUUUUGAAAACGCGAAAGAGCGUAUCUGCAGAUCUGGUAAUGUACAGAAAUUCACUCCUAAAAAUUUUGGUAUUUUUGGAUUUCCUGUAUUCUUUUAUUUAACCGAUUAUGUGUAUUCAAUACCCAACAGGCUCUUUGCAGUUAACUUACAAUAGUUGAGAACAAUAAGUGACUGGAAAGCAUGGAGAGCUGUGGAAUUUGUAAACAAAAGAGUAAGAUAAAGCACAGCAUUUUUCUUGUCCAAAUAUUGUUAUGCGAAGUGUUUUUAGGCCAGCUACAAAGAUCGUAUUUGGGAUUUCCCGGACUCUUUUAUUUAACCGAUUACAGUAGGUGCAUUUAUCGCCUAACAUACCCAACAUGAAACUGUUGUAUUGUAAGUUGUGCUUGCCCCUAGCAGAGUUAACUUUAUAAUAAUGGUUAACUGGUUGUGACUUGUAUACUGUAGUCAGUAUUAUAUUUCACCUGUGCUACUGUAUUUGUUAGAAAAAAGAAAUCAAACAACCAGAACCAGAGGAGAACCAGCUCCUCCUCCUGCACUUGGUGGUGAUAUUGAUAUGAAGAACAGACCUGCGAGAACAUCCAUCUCCUUGGGUAAAUACCUUGUUGCAAGUAUUUUGUUGUGUCAAUGUGGGAUAUCCCACGCACAGUACCAAAGCCUCAAUGAGUGUACGCGACGGCCGCAGUCAAGAUUUAGAUCUGUAAAUCCUGAUCUUCGUCAGUGCAAUAGACUGUUCCGGAAAGUCCUUAGCCGUGGCUAUAGCGCCUCGUUUUCGUUAUUGAGAUAUCACGAGGCUCUCUAGCCAAGACAGAGUACUUUCAGGAAGGGUGUAUUAUCUGAAAAGAUUCGCCUGACAUAUGAUACAUGUGUUAGUUUGUGGUGGUAUCAUGAUACUUUUGAGAGGUUUUGCCUCAUUAUAUUUGCACGUAACGUUAAGUACAGUGGCGUAACAUUGUGCUAAGGACCCCCCGUCUUGAACUGAUAAGAUCCCCCCAUCGACUUACCAUUCAGAGUAUUUUUUGGUUAUUCCCUUAGGAGUUACUCUAUUGCACUAGUAUAACUUGUCAAUGACAAUUUUUGGUAAAUUAUAUUAGACAAUAAUCAACCAUCAGGACGGACAUCUCCAACACCAUCACUCACAUCUAUUGAUAAGAAAAACAAGAAAGACAAAAACAAGAAAAACAAGGGCAAAAGCAAGAAGUUGACAAAGGACGAUAUUGGAGCACCAAGCAAUUUUCAGUAAGGCUGUCAAGUACAGUUUAAAGUCCCGUAUAGACGGGCAAUUUUUCCUUGACAAGUUGUCCUUGAAAAGCUUUAUUUGCUUUAUUUUCUCGUGUGUACGGCAAAAACAUGACAAGGACCCUUGUUCCAAACCUAGUCACGCCAGCUUUUGCAGUUUAGGACAAGGCAAAUUUGUUCGUGUGUAUGGCCGCCACGUUUUCGUGGCAAGUGUGCAAGAACUUCUUCUAUGGUUUUGGCCACCAAAAUGCGGCCUUGACGUGUGAUAAACUGAAUUAAAACUUAACAAACAAUCCGUGCACAUACGAGCAACAAAUCUUACCAAGGAAAACGUGUUGACUGCACACACGAGAGUAAAAUUGUCAAGGAAACUUGUCAAUUCUCCUCGUCUUAGCUUAAUUAUUAAAGUAUCAACAAAUUGUGUUGUGGCAAGUUAAAAGUCUGUAUUCGUAAAGCCCCGUACAUACAUACAGACAGGCAUUUUGUUUUUUACAAAGUUUAUUUGAACGAAAACGAUUUGUAAAAUUUCCAUGACAAUUCUUGCAACUCGUGCUGUUAUUGAACAAGGAAUACGUGUUCGCGUGUACGGCUUACACGAAAGAGAAAGACUUCCUCGUGUGUUAUGAACGUUAUACAAAGACACUCGUCAAGGUCAAAGUUGUCAAGUAAAAUUGCGAUCAUCUACACGAGAAAGUCAUCAUGUCAAGGGAACUUGUCAAAGAAAUUUUACUCGUUUGUGUGAACCAUGCAGUAAUGCUGUAAUCUGUAAUGAAACUUCAGUGACAAAGUAGAUUUUGAUGUGUGCACGCGUAAUAUAUAUAUUUGAGUUCAUUUGUUUCUAUCUAGGCAUGUUGGUCAUGUUGGAUGGGAUCCAGAAGAUGGCUUUGAUGUAAGAAUUGAUAUAGUUCUUCGGUUACACCUUGCCGUUAUAAUGUGGCUUUUGUUUUUAAUCUAUACAACUAUGGGUCCUAUAUAAGAGCCCCUUUUCACUUGCGCACUGUUGCAGCUGCAAUCUAACCGAGGUUGAAGUUUUUGACUUCUGGUAUUUAACAUUUGUGAACCAGUAAUAUUUGUAUUUAAUUAUUUUUAUACACGGUAACCUAUCAAUUGAUAUUGAUUUUCAUAGGGCUGUGUAAUAUUUACAAGUAAGAGAAAAGAAGUAUAAUAUUUACAAAUUAUCGUUUAGAUGCUGAUUCCAGGUCUUAGCCCCCAUAUAACUAUAACUAAAACUUCUCUUCAUAGAGUUUGUAUUUGGUUUUGAGUCUUAGAAAUUUGCCAUUACUUCUUAAAUUAUAAUUAAAAUUGUUGCACUUUUCAAAAAGGCAACCUAUUAUCUCCGGACCAUUAUCAUUCAUAACAUUACUCAUACAUUUUUCCAUGAGAUUUUGUCGCCUUUCAUCCAGUGUUUUCCAGCCUAACUUAAGUAAUAUGUGUUUUGAUCGAACGUCAUAAUUAUCACCUGUAAUAACCCUUGCCGCCCUGUUUUGAAGUUUUUGUAAAUUUAAUUUUAAUGUUUCUGAACAAUUACUCCAAAUAAGGGAGCAGUAGUCAAAAUAAGGUAAAAUAAGUGCAUUAUAAAUCAUUUUCAAAGUAUUUCGGGAUCAAAGUAUUUCGGGAAACAAAAGACUUGCAAAAUCGUAGCAUUCCUAUACCCUUCGAAGUUUUCUUGCAGAUGCUAUGUAUAUUCUCUUUCCAAUUUAGCUUGUCAUCUAUAAUGAUUCCCAGACUUUUUGUUUUGUAAACGCGUUUUAUAUUAUUAUUUCCAAUUGUAAUAAUUGGAUCCGUUUGAACUUUAGUAAGGUUGUGCUUGGAUCCUAUUAUCAUGAAUUCAGUGUUAGUUGUAUUUAUAGUGUUAAUUUAUUUGCCGUUAAUAAAUGCUUGGAAUAGAUUCAUCAAGACAGUUUGGCAGAUCAUUAAUAUAAAUCAGAAAUAAGAGUGGGCCAAGAUUUGAUCCUUGAGGUAUCCCACAUCGAACGUUCCUGAUUUGAUUAAUUUUACAAAAGUGUUUCCUAUCUUUCAAGUAGGAUUCAAACCAUGACAGAGAUUGCUUUUGAAAGCCAUAAAGUUUUAAUUUCUCAAUAAGAAUAUCAUGAUUUACAGUAUCAAACGCCUUUUUUUAAGUCAAGAAAUAAUACACCAUUUAUUAGGCCUUUGUCAAUGUUACAUAACCAUUCAUUUGUAACACUUAACAGUGCUGUCGAUGUGGAAUAACUUUUCCUAAAUCCUGAUUGGUAUUUUGUAAAUAAUUCAUUGUCAUCGAAAUAUUUACUGAUUUGUUUAUAUAUAAUUUUCUCGAAUACCUUAGACACAGCUGAGAGAACAGAUAUCGGUCUAUAGUUGCGGACCAUUAAGAUUUUUAUAUCGGAUAUGUAUUAGCAAUACAGUAACUUCCAUUCGUUGCACAGUUAUCUUAGGAAUGCCUUACAUAUACAGUAUUUCUAAAUUUCUAGAUAAACAAACUUGAUGACGGUUGGAAAAUGGUUUUCUCCAAAGCUGGUGUCACAGACAUGGAAUUAAAAGAUCAAGAAACUGCCAAGUUUAUUUAUGAUUUUGUUGAAAAACAUGGUGGUGUCGAAAGCUUCAAUGCUCAGAAUCGAGACCUGCCACCUCCUCCCCCUUCUGCAGGUAUAAUGCACAGCCGGCAUUAAAUAUAACUUGGACUACUUCAUCCUCCAAUGGCAAUGAAUGUAGAUUGGAAUUGUUAGCUAACCUGAAAUGUAAUAGCCUUCUCGCAGCCCGAAUUUGUUGCGUAAUUUAGGGAUUUAAUUUCGGGCCUAGAAAUGCAACUGUUACUGCAUAUACCUUACCAUUUUCUCUAAAAUUUAUAUUCAUUUAAUUUUCAGACAUGCCUCCCCCUCCACCUGCCAGAGGUAAUGGACCACCAAGAGGUGCACCCCCACCACCACCACCAUCUCGAGGUUCAUCAGCACCACCACCACCACCACCUUCAAGAGGAUUUGGUUCUGGGCCACCACCACCACCCCCAUCCAGAGGAGGACCUCCCCCGCCACCAUCCAGAGGGGCACCUCGUGGUCCUCCUAUGGGGGGUUCUGCACCACCACCACCACCACCUCCAGGUAAGCAGAUUACGUUGGAUUGUAGUGUGGUUGAUAUACGUGAAACAUUUGUGUGUUUUAACAUACAAUACUUCAAACAUACUUAAAGUUCCGUACAGACAACCUGGUGUUCCUCGGCAAGCUUCCUUGACAAGUUUACUCUCUCGUGUGUACGGUCUACAAGUUUCCCGUGACAAUUGUUUUGUUGCUCGUGUGCACCACUGAUCUGUACUAAGACUGGAUAACGCAUCUAUAGUAUACGAAAGUGAAGCCAGAAGUCACCGGCCGCCACCCGAUUCAAGGGUCCCACUUUUGUAUAGAUUUGUAUUACAGAUGGUAGUUUUUCGCGUUUUUUGCCUUGGCUACGUUUCUGACCGGGCCAGUUUUACAAUCACAAAGAUAGAAGCAUACUGUACAAGAAUAAUUUUGAGCAAAAAAUUUGGAGUAUUAUGGCUUUAUAACGCCGCGAAACGGUAUUUACAACUCUGAAGGAGUGGAGAGCCUCAGACUUUGUUUAUCAACACGAGCUCGUUUUGCUACUUUCAUACAAAAUCAACUUAAAAUAUACAAGAAUUACUGUUACUGGACGAAUAUUCUCAGGAAAUUUGAAGAAAUGAAGCAACUACAUUGUGAACGAAAGCGUACUGAGGUUACUUUUAAAAUACCUUGAGGCUACUAAUAUAAUUAUAUGAAAAUUAAGGAACAGUUUUAAAUGUCAACUUUGUCAAGAACAUUCCCUCGACUUCUCGAGAAGUUUUGUAUGUUUUAAAGUAGGAAGACAAGUGACAAUCAAAUAUUUUUUAAUCCAAAUUAACAAUGACUCAAUAUAAUGUUAUUUUAAUUCAUAUAAUUAUAAAAGUAGCCUCAAGGUAUUUUAAAACUAACCUCUGUACGCUUUUGUUCACAAUGUAGCUGCUUCAUUUCUUCAAAUUUCCCGAGAAUAUUCGUCCAGUAACAGUAAUUCUUGUAUAUUUUGAGUUGAUUUUGUAUGAAAGUAGAAAAACGAGCUCGUGUUGAUAAACAAGGUCCGAGGCUCUCUAUUCCUUCAAAAUUGUAAAUACCGUUUCGCGGCGUUAUAAAGCCAUAAUACUCCACAUUUUUUGCUCAAAAUUAUUCUUGUAUGCUUCUAUCGUUGUGAUUGUAAAACUGGCCCGGUCAGAAACGUAGCCAAGGCAAAAAACGCGAAAAACUACCGUCUGUAAUACAAAUCUAUACAAAAGUGGGGCCCUUGAAUCGGGUGGCGGCCAGUGACUUCCGGCUUCACUUUUGUAUACUAUAGAUGCGUUAUCCAGUCUUAGUACAGAUCAGUGGUGUGCACAGAUUGUUGUUAAUAUUUUAUCUCGCGUCAAGACCGCCUUUUGUUGACCAAAACCAUAGAAGUAUUUCUUCCAUAGUUGCCACGUUUUCCGACCGUACACACGAACAGAUUUUCUUUGCCCAAAUGCUAGAUGCAUUGUGAUUUCACGAUGGUUUUGCUAUUAAUAAAAAAGUCCAAUUUAUGUGCAGCAUUUAAUCCUGUGCAUGAUUUGUGUUGGUGAUUAUUAUUAUUAUUAUUAUUAUUAUUAUUAUUAUUAUUAUUAUUAUUAUUAAAUACAGCCUUGAGGGUUACGUAUUUAUAUAUAUAUAUAUAUAUAAUUUGUGUCUGAACACCUGAUGCAAUAUAUCGUACGUGUCCCAUAAUCGUCAUAACACGUUCAUUUCAGGUGCCCCUGCACCCCCUCCACCACCCCCAAUGAUGUCAGGCGGAGGACCACCUCCACCACCCCCACUAUCAGGUGGUGGCAGGGGAGACUUGCUCUCUCAAAUACACAGUGGCACCGCUUUAAAGAAAGUUGACACAAACAGUGACAGAAAUGGUUCUGGUGGUGGUGAUGGUCGUACGAACUUGCUCAGUGACAUUAGAAGUGGAGUUAAACUGAAAUCGGUAAACAUUCUGGAAUAUCUAAUAACAUUCUGGAAUAUGGAAUAUCUCUCAAUUUCACAAAUCCGUUCAUUUCAUGAAAUGUUUGAUAAAUAUAGAUUGUUUGGGUAUUUAUAAUGUACAAUAAUAAAAAAAUAUUCGUAAAGAUAAAUUUUCCAGAACAGAGGGCGUCAGGGGGCUUUUUUAGUAGCAUUAGCGCGCGAUAUUUAAAAGUUUAAAACGCACUUUGAGUUCAUGGGCGAGAAAUAUGUUAUGUGUUUUAUCAAUGGACCAAAUAUCAGAAAAGUGAGUCAAUUUUAAGUCCUUUAAAUAGCUGCUGAAACGUUUUGGCACCAAUGCCUAUCAAGCAUGCAUUAUUCAUGCAUCUACCUAAUUUGCACAUUGUUAUUGUAAAAAAAGUAAAAUAACAAUAUGGAAAUUGGGUAAAUGCAGGAAUUAAGCAUACGUAAUAGGCAUUGGUGCCAAAAAAUGAAAGUUUCAGCAGCUAUUUAAAGGACUUAAAAUUGAGUAAAAUUUCUGAUAUUUGGGCCAUUGAUAAAAAACAUAAUAACACAUUUCUCACCCAUGGACUCAAAAUGCGUUUUAAACAUUUAAAUUUCGCGCGCAAGCUAUUUUUAAUGCUGCUAAAAUUUUUGUUUGUUUUACAUUAUAAGUACCCAAACAAUCGGAUUUGUGAAAUUGAGAGCCAAAAAUUCUACACCUUGUAUACAAAUACCAUAAACUUUGAAUAUAAACGUGUUAUAGAUAAACUACGUGAAGCGUUCCUCUUUGGAGUUCUUAACUCAUUUGGAAUUUUCAUAAUUACCUAUUCAAGUUUGAAAAAACUCUUUGCAAAUCCCUCGAGGGAAUCUUGCAAUGUUCCGGUCGGCUGUUGCAAUAUUCCAAUGCGGAGAAACUUCCUUUUAAAUUUUCCUAACUUCCUGUUUUAAUUUCCUGACUUCUUGUUCUGUUCUGUUCUGAGCGUUGUCAUUGGUGGAUUAUUGUUGCUGGCCAAUUACAACAGAACAGAACAGAACACAUUGGUGGAUUAUUGUUGAUGGCCAAUUACAACAGAACAGAACUGGAAAUUAGGAAUUUGUAACAGGAAGUUAAGUCUGUUAAAGGCACAGUUCAGCCUUUUGAAUGAUGGUUUUUAAGGCGCUUUACAACCUUUUUAAUUGAAAAAACUAACUAGGAAAAUAGCUUGCUCUCUUAAGACAGUUUUCCACUUGGCGGAAUUUUCCGCGCGGAACGGAAUUUCUCUUUGUCUUGUGAUUUCUCGGGUGGAACUAAUUAGAAAAGACAAAGAGAAAUUCCACUCCGCGCGGAAAAUUCCGCCUAGUUCCGCCUGUAGUAGAAAACGGUCUUAACACAUCUUUGAAUAACAAUUAAUGUCGAAUUAUUUUCGUCUAUGUACAGGUGAGCCACGAUGAGCCAUCACAGAAAGGAAAUUCAGAUGCUGGAUUGGACGGUAUUGCAGGAGCAUUAGCAAGAGCUUUACAGGAGAGAUCUAAAGCAAUUCAUUCUUCAGGUAUGUUGAUUUUAGAAACGAAUAAUAGAAAACCUUUGGGUGUUGAUUCGCGUGAUUCUCAAAGAUAUGUAAUAACCAUUUAAAUUCUGUCGGACGAAAGCAUGUUUAUUUCUAAAAAUCUCAAACAUUGAAUAAAAGAUAUUAACAUAAUUUAACAACAGGCAGCUGUAUAGCACAAUAACAAAAAUUUCAUUUGUAGUUAUUGAAAAUGUUUUUUGAAAGAAACUUUUAUGUUUUGUCAAAUCAUGUACCUCUUGCUUGAAUAUUAUAAAUUUCGCGGGCGCAAUUAACCUACAGAUAACUGAGUUAUCUGCUAGCGCUAGUACAUCGAGCAAUGAGCUCGUAGCUUAUAUUGAAGGCACGUAAUGUGUACAAUGUAUGACGAAUUCCUGUUAUUUUUAGACGAAGACGAUGAAAGCGGUUCUGAUUUUGAAGAUGAAGAAGAUGAAUGGGAUGACUAAAUUUCUUUCAAUCAGUUAAAAAAAUAUAAUUAUGUAUAAAAUAAUCUCAACUGCCAAGUACGGGGAUCUAGAGGAAACAAUUUUACGGUUUGAUAUAUAUCCUUUUACAUUUUUCAUGUAUUAAUCUAGAUAGAUAAUUUAGCAAUCCCCUGAAAUAAUUCCUUGCCAACUUGACAAUAAAUGACAACUGCAUGUGCUGCCCGACUCCUUAUAUAUAUAAUUGGAACGAAGGCAUAAAAUUUUUAUAUAAACGUCAUUAACAUAUGGGAAAUAUUGUUUGAU